AGUUCUUCAGACCCAACCUGCGCCAUCAGCAGCACCGGCUGUUUGGAUCUACAGUUUCUGCUGCCGGGACCAGAACCACUGAGCCCCCGGGAGCCUGAGCAGCAUGGCCUCCAACAGCGCCACCAUGGGGAAUCUUCCCAGCGGGGUUGGAAUCUGUGCCACGAUUCCUGACAUUUUGUACCUGCCUGAGCUGGUGUUCGGGGGGCUGGUGUGGAUUCUGGUGGCGUGCACGCUUGUGGUCCCAGCAAACCCGCAGGGCUGGGUCAUGUUUGUGUCCGUUUUCUGCUUCGUUCUUACCUUCAUCUGGAUGGUGGUGUUUGCCUGCGGAGGGCACCAUAACAAGAGCAGCUGGGCCGCAGCCGACUUUGUUUAUCACGGGAUCGCAGCGUUCUUCUACCUGAGCGCCUCUGUGUCACUGGCCAGAGUGACGUUGACCAUGGCUGAGGGCCAGAACUUCCAGAACUAUCAGCUGGACAUCUCUGCAGUGGUGUUCUCCUACGUGGCCACUCUGCUCUACUUCAUCCACACCAUCCUGUCAGCCAUCAGGUGGAAAUCUUUCUGAGGGGACUUUUCUGGGAUUCAAUUCCGAACACUUUAUUCUGAAGGAGGAGGUGGAAAAUGACGCAUCAACACUUUGACUUGGCAAGGAUUGGGUGGUCCAGACCGGGUUUGUCUCCCACAUGACUACAGUCAAUUCUCAGGAAUAAAUUCUCUUCAGGCUUUAUAUCAUUGCUAGGUACAAAUGAAAGACAGCUUCAUGCUGUGACAUGAAGAUCACAUUAGGGGUAGCAAAAGUGAUAUGCAUGAACCAGCGCCCCCUAGCAUGGCCCACCUCGUCCAUCAAUCCUCCCUUCUCCUGUCUUUCACACUUGCAAGCACACAAUUACUCUGAUCAACUAUGCUGCACUCCUUUUGUAGCAAACCAUUUUUCUAAUUGAAGAGCUUUUGUUGGUUUAAUAAAUCGCAAUCAAACAUCA
Synchiropus splendidus (mandarinfish) is the source of this 977-nucleotide messenger RNA. RefSeq names its product myelin and lymphocyte protein-like. The transcript is spliced from 4 exons. The record is from RefSeq and is a predicted model, not a curated record. Gene Ontology annotation, molecular function: structural constituent of myelin sheath. Gene Ontology annotation, cellular component: membrane. Lineage: Eukaryota; Metazoa; Chordata; Actinopteri; Syngnathiformes; Callionymidae. Gene Ontology annotation, biological process: myelination. Bases 104 to 562 code for a protein of 152 amino acids.